This is a messenger RNA of Aphis gossypii (cotton aphid), 6924 nucleotides long. Its product is annotated as repetitive organellar protein-like. The record is from RefSeq and is a predicted model, not a curated record. Lineage: Eukaryota; Metazoa; Arthropoda; Insecta; Hemiptera; Aphididae.
UGACUGGAUUUGUAAUUAUAAUUUAUGUCAAUUAAAAGAUACAAAUUUUGUACCUAUAUAAAAGCCUACCUUGUUAUUUUUAUAACAAUAUAGCAAAUAAACAAAAGGAAAUUCCACUAUGGAAUUAGUGAAAUUCGCGGUCGUGAAUUGAGAUUUUUGUUAGUAUAUUUAUAAUGAAAAUGGAAAUAACUUAUUAUUUUUUAGAUUAUAAUUCAUAAUCUUUGGUGGUCAUAUCUUUAAUUCUUUUACGGAUUAAUAGGUUUAUGGACUGCGUCACUGCGAUCAAUGACUGUUGGGUUUAAGAUUGAUUUUAUAGUUUAAUAAUUAGUGGUUAGUCUUAAUUAUUCAAAAGUUAUAUAAUUAUUACCUAUCUUUAUAAACAACGGAAGAUUUAUAAUUAUAAACAGUUAUGUUCUUUCUAUAUUCUAUAUGAUAGUGUUCACUGAAUUCACCGCGACACUGCCAUGCACUGACUAAGAUAAAAUAAAAUCCACACCAUUAGUAUUAUAGAUGUGCACAAAUCUAACAACACAUUAAUUAAAGAAAUGGAAGAUAAAAAACAUAAUCAAUUGGAAAGUGAUGAAUUAAAUGAAUUUAAAUACAAGUAUGCAGAAGAAAAACAGAAAAAUGAAGAAUUAAAUGUACAUUUACUACGUUUGCAAAAUAAUAUGAUCUCAUCAACUGUGGGGCUUAACAAAGAUCAACCAUCAAAUAAAAAAGGUGAUCAACAAAGACGAAUUUGGAGUGGAAAAUUCGAUAAUACAUUUUCUUCUAAUAAUAUUCUUGAAACUAUUGAAGAAAAUGAUAAUACACAUCAACCAAAUGAAUCAUUAGCUAACUUUGGAUGCCUAAAUGAAGAAUUUAAAACACCAUUAGAAUCUUUUGAAUGGAAUUUUGAAAGAGAAAAAGAUCCCACUGCAAUUAUUGAAUUCACAAACAACGAAAAUACUGAACAUAAUUUAUCUUUACCUUCCAAAAUUCCACUCAGUGUUUGUGAAACUCCUAAAAAAGUUUUAAGAGAGCGUGUAAAUAAUUACAAGCAUUUGUUUGAAAUUAGUAUAAAGGAAAACAAUGAGUUAAGAGAAUUCACUACUCUUGAAAAACAAAUGUUUUAUGAUAAUAAUGAACAGUUAAAAGAUUUAAGUAAUUUGAGAAAGCAAGUUGACAUUCUUCAAACUGAAAAAAACGAAUCUGAAAAAAUUAUUGAAAAACAAAAAAUUAAUUUUGAGAAACGAGAAAAUGAAUUUUUAGCUAUAAUUCAGGAAAUGAAGGAAGAGUUAAAAUCUAAAGAAGAUCAAACUAACAAAUCUAUAUUAGGUGAUAACUUUAUCGCAGAAAAGCAAGAAGAAAUUAAAAGACUUGAAUUGAAAAUUAAAGAAAUGUAUCAAUUGAAUGAUACAUAUAUUAAUGAAAUAGACAAUUUGAAAUUACAAUUGUCAAAUAAAGACAAACAACUAAAUGAAGAAUUGUCUAAACAAUGUUCACUUUUUAAUGAAUUAUCUCUUCUUCAAAAUUAUGUAGCAGAAGUUAAAUCAGUUCCUUGCGCUAUUCAAUUUUUAACUGAUGAAGGCUAUUUCAGUCUUAAAAAAUGUAAAAUAUUGGGACUGGUUCAACUAUUAGAACACAUUCAUAAUACAGUAGAACAAUUACAACAACAAAAUCAAAACUUAAUAGAUGAAAAUAAUAAUUUUAAAUUAAUAACAAAUGAUUUUAAUAUUCAAAUGAAUAGCACAAAAAAAGAAAAUAAUGAAUUAAGAUUAAAAUUAAAUGCAAUUGAAGAAAAAAUUAUGUUUACUGUCAAAGAUUUCAAUGGCAGUUCUGAGAUAAAUAUUGAUAAUUCUGAUAUGAAUAGUUUAAUUGAUUUUGCUAUAAAACAUUUUGAAGAAAACUCAAACAAGAUUGGUAUACUGUCCAACAAGAACUUAAUUUUAAAGGAAAAAUUAUCCUUAUCAAAUAUAAAACUCGGUGAAAUAAUAUCAUUUGUAUUUAAUAAUAUUGAUAAUAUUCUUCAAAAUAUUUCCACGUUUGAAGUUAAAUCUAGUACAGAAAUGGAGAAAUUCAAAAAGGAAUUCUCUAAAACUAUAGAAGAAAACACAUUUUUGAAAUCAAGUAUUGAAGCAUUCAAUAUAUUAACAUUUGAAUGUGUUGAUAUGAUUGAAACAGUACAGAUAAAUCAAUUAAAAAUUAAAAAUCUCCAAGAAGAACUUAAUGCCUGUAAUGACACUAAAAAUGAAUUAAAACUACAAAUUGAAAAACUAAAUUCAUUGAACAAAAAUCUUAAUACAUUUAUUGAAAAUCAUAUUAAAAUUGAAAAACUCAAAGAUGAAUUGGAUGAUACUAAAUUUGAACUAUCUUUAAAAAAUAAAGAAUUGGAAAAAAGAAGAAUUGCAAGCAAUUUUGAGAAUGAAAAUGAACUUCGUAAUGAAUUAAUAAUAAAAACUAAAGAGUUAGAAAUUGCAAUUUCACAAGUUAAUAUUUUACAAUUAACAAUUGAAGAAAUAAAAACAAAAACUUACUAUAAUGAUACUAUUAAUGAAAAACUAAAUAAUGCACUUGAUAUUAUUAAAUUUGAAUUAGGAGAAAAAUCUAAACUUGUGAAUGAAUUAAAAAAUAACAAAUCAGAAGCAAAAAUUUGUAAUUAUUUAGAAGCAAUUCAUGAACUAAACAAUGUUAUUACAAAACUUAAAACUAAAUUAGAAAACAAGUUAAUCAAUGAAAAAGCUUUGAAUAAUGAAUUAAAGAUUGUUUUGGUAGAAAUGGAUAAUGCUAUUAUUAAAAUUGAUGAGUUAAAAUCAGUAAUCGACGUUUUUAAUACAAAGGAUGAAUCCAAUAUUACUACCAUGGAACAGUUUAAAUAUGAACUCCAAUGUGUUAAAUCUACACUUGAUGAAUUAAAUGAAUUAAUUAGACAAUUAGAAAAUAUUAAUUUAGAACAUUUAACUAAAUUUAAGAAUUCUGAUCAUUUAAAUAAAAUCAUCACUGAACUUAAAAUAAAUCUGGAAAACAAAAUUAAUGUUGAAAAUGAAAUACAAAAUAAUGUUAUAGAUAAAACUAUUGAAUUAAAGUAUGCUAUAGUUCAAGAAAAUGAAGUUCAGACUGUAAUAGAAAGUAUGGAAAAUGAAAUAAAAUCAAAUGUUGUUUUAAUCGAUCAAUUAAAAUCUGAAUUAUCUACAAAAUCAGAUUUAUUAACCGAAUUAGAAAAUGUAAAUAUCGAAUUAAUUUCAACUAUGGUAAACAAUAUGAAAGAUAAAGGUCAAUACAGUAUAAAGAUUCAACAUCAGUUACAACUGGUUAUCAAAGAAAAAUCAUUACUUCUAAAAGAUUUGAAUCUAAUAAACCAAAAGUUUUUUUUUAUCGCGAAAUAUCAUGAAGAAAUUAAAAAAAAUUUAGAAGAUGAAGUACAACUACAUUUAUUGAAUUACCAUAAUUUAUACACAGAAUUUAUUAAUUUGUCUUGUGAUAUUGAAUCAUUAUUAAAACAUCAAACCAUUACAGUAUCUAAUUUGACCGAAGAAAUUCAAAUUAAAUCUAUUGAAAUUGAAAACUUGGAAAAACAAUUACUUGAGUCCAGUUUACAGCAAAAAUAUGACAGGCUGGAAGAAAAAUUUAUUUUAAAAUCUCGUGAAUGUGAUGAAGCUCAAGAUAAAAUAAUACAUCUGAAAUCAAUAUUAUCAGAAAAUGAAGAGUAUAAAAAAGUUCUUAGAAAUGAUUCAUUUCAUAUCAGGGUUAAUGAUUUUAAAGACAAUGUUUUAGUGGAUUUAAAUGAAAAAAUUGUUUUAAUGAAAUCAGAAUUGGACAAAAAAACUGGUUAUGAAAAAAUACUUCUAAAAGAAAAAGAAAUUCUUGAAUGUAACUUAAACAUACUUCAAAAAAAAUUUAUUGAUGUCACUAAAGAAAUGGAACUUAGAGGAAAAAAAUGUGAAGAUUUGACUUCAAUUAUUAAUGUUUUAACAAUUGAAAUAAAGGAUGCAAAUUCAGUUAAACAAAAUCUAAAGUCUUGUUUGAAUGAAGCUGAACAUGAAUUACUUAAGUCUGGAGACCUCUGUGAAAACCUUAAAUUAGAAUUAUAUAGCGUUCAAAGAGAAUUAGAAAAUGCUUGCAUUAAAACUGAAGGUAUAGAAAAGGAAUUACAGAAUAUUGAAUUCAAAUUUAAUGAUAAAAUUAAUAAAAAAUACUUGGAUGGUUGUGAUGUUAGAAAUCAAUUAAUUGAUCCACUUGUUGAUUAUGUACAUGAUAUUAAAUUGAAACUAACUGAACUCAAUUCUGCAAUGAUAUCAGGAAACCAAAGUGAAAAAAGAUUUAGAACAAAAGUUAUGUUAGUCGAUGAUGAUAUUUUAUCACAUGACGAGACAUGGAAAAUAAACUGCAACUCUCAAUUUGAAUCUCCUAAUGGUAGAAUUGGUUUAGAAAUUGAUAAUUUACAUAAGAUUUUAAAAGAAAAAAAUAUUUUGAUAAAUACUCUCCAAACAGCUAAAAAUGAAAUAGAAAAAAAAAAUUAUGAACUUCAAUGCCAAAUGAGAAAACAAUCUGAUGAAAACAAUAAAUAUGUUAAUGAUGUACAAUUUAUAAAAAAUGAUCUAAAAGAAAAAAUAUUGUUGGUGAGCAAUUUAAAUAAUGAGUUAAAUCAAGUUCAACUGUUGAAUACUAAAUUAAAGGUACAAAAUAUUAAUGAACUUCAAGAAUAUAUUAUGAAACUAUCAGAUGAAAAUGAAAAAUUAAUUAAUAAUUUAACAUUAACAGAAAACAAUCUAAAAGAUAAAACAUUGUUAAUAUGCGAUUUAAAGGAUGAAAUAAACAAACUCAAAAUAGAAUAUACUAAACUUGAAGAACAUAAUCAGGAAAUUAAAAGAGAAAUUGAUAAUAGUUAUGAUAUUAAUUUAGAGUUAAGGAAUGGUAAAAAGAAUAUUAUAAAUGAAAUUAAUCUUCUUGAACCUGGAAAAAUUACAGGAGUUCCAAUUGAUCAUGAUUUGUCUAAUUUAUUGGACAUGUUUGUAAACCUUAUAAUUAUUAAAGAACAACAAAUAAUAUCUGACUUAGUUAGCAAUCACAAUAAAACCAAGCAACUAUAUGAAGAUAAAAUCAAACAGAUGCAAGAAGACAUAAAAAAAGGAAAAGAAUGGCGAGAACAGGUUGAAAAUGAUAAUGAAAAACUCAGCCUUGAACUUGAAAAUUUCAAAAUUCAAAAAAACAACUUCUCUAUAAGUGAAUUAAAGAUAAAAGAAUUGACUGAAAAAGUUUUAGAAGCAGAGAAUCUAUCUUUUAAUUAUUUAAGUGAGUUAGAAGAAAUAAAGACUCAAUUGGGUAAAACGAGUGAACAAAAUUAUCAAUCAUUGUUACAUGAAUUUGAAGAGUUUAAAAUUAAUUCAGAGCAGUCUAUACAAGAUUUGAAAAAUAAACUUGAAAAUCAAACCAAACAAUAUAACAAAUCGUUAAUACUAUGCGAAGUUCAAAAAAGUAGUUUUUCAAGUCUAGAAGAUCAAAUAAAUAAGAUUCAAUCGGAAUGUGCUUAUCUAAAAUCUAUUAUUGAAAAGAAAGAUGAAGAUAUUAAACACUUACUUGUAGAAUUUAAAUUGAAGACAAAUGAGUAUGAAAUAAUGAUCGAAAAAUAUAAUUUAGAAAAGGAAGAAAUGAGAAAUCUUUAUGAAAAGACAAUUAAUGAUCUACAGCUCGAUAUAAGUAAUGUGAAACAUAAGAUGUAUUGUACAGAAAAGUUGCUAAAGGAUGUUAAUAAAAAUAAUGAAAAAGAUCAAAUUAAAUUUAAAAUUAAUGAUCAAGAUUUAAUUGAAGUAAAUAAUAUAACUGAAAAAUUAAAAACAAUACUCAAGUGUAAUGGUACAUUGCCAACAAUCUAUGAAAAUAUUUGUUUAUUAAUGACUAAAUAUGAACAUUUAGAAGGAGAGAUUAAAGAAUUGAAACAUGCUAAUGUCAAUUUAGACAAUGAAUGUGAUUCUAUGUUGGAAGAGAUAAAUAAUAAAGAUAAAAAGAUAACUGAGCUUUUGACUCAAGUAGAUAUAUUAAAGAAAAAUGUUGAAUUGUUAACAGAAGAAAGAGAUUUAUUGAAAAAUAAAUGUAAACAGUAUAAAAACGUCAAUAAUGAUAUUAAAAAAUUAAAUGAUGAAAUAUGUAGUUACGAGCAAAACAUUUAUGAACUAAGAAAAGAUAAAGGGCAGCUAAUUAUACAACACAAUAAGGAAGUAAAGCAACUCAAAAAUGAACUACAAGAAGUUCAAACUAAAAACUUGGAAAUGUUUAAUGAGUACAGUACAUUAUCAGAAACUGCUAGAAAUUUGGAAAAAACAUUGAAAGAAGACAUUCAACAUUUAAAUAAAUGUAUUGUGGAUAAAAAUACGAAAAUAUCCACAUUAGAACUGUUUUUUAAAACAUACUCCAAUGAUCUCAAAAAGAAGUACCAUGAAUUGGAAAUUGUUUUUAAAAGAGCAAAAGAUGAAAAUCAUAUGUUGCGUAGAGAAUUACAUCGAUUGAAUGAAAUUAAAAAAGCAAGUUCAGCUGAUAAAUGUAUUCAGACCAUUGAAGAUCAAAUCUUAGUUGAUCAAAAAUGUAUGAUUGAUAAAAUAGCCAAAUUUGAGAAUGACAGUAAAAUGAUGAAAAUGAUGUUACAUCAUCGUAAAUCUAAAAUCGAAGAACUCGAGAAGCAACUCAAUGAAAAACAUUGUAGAAUUUAAUAUUAUAAAUCACUAGCUUCAACUCAAUAGUUAAAUAUUUUUUAUUUGUAUUUAUUAAUUUUUAUAAAGUAUGAAAAGUUUUCAAUAUGUAUUUCAUUUUGGUAUAAAAAUUGAAUUUUGACCUAUUGAAUUAUAUUUUUAUAAUAAAUCUACAUCUUUAAGCCAAUUAAGCUUUUAGUGAUGUAUUAUAUAUGUAAAGUUUAUAUUGUAUUUACACAAAAAUUAUAAUGAUUUUUUUAUA